Messenger RNA from Paralichthys olivaceus (Japanese flounder), 4066 nucleotides. It is a transcript of the gene tesk2, whose product is annotated as testis associated actin remodelling kinase 2. Gene Ontology annotation, biological process: protein phosphorylation; actin cytoskeleton organization. Gene Ontology annotation, molecular function: ATP binding; protein serine/threonine kinase activity. Lineage: Eukaryota; Metazoa; Chordata; Actinopteri; Pleuronectiformes; Paralichthyidae. The record is from RefSeq and is a predicted model, not a curated record. Gene Ontology annotation, cellular component: nucleus; cytoplasm.
UGGGCGGGGUCAGUGGGAGUAGCAGGGGGAGACGACGGAGCUGUCAAACGGCAACUAGCGUCAGAGACACGGACCCCGGGCAGCGCGAGGGGGACACACCGGACCGUACUGCUCCGGAGGACACGACGAGGACACCGACACACCCGGGGGUCCACCCGGAGGAGCCGGGCUCUUCUCACCAAUGCGGACUUUUCAACAAAACUUCGUCGGUUAACGUUAGCCCCGAGUUCUGUUGACAAACUAGCCAGGCAGCUUUAGCCACCGAGCUAACUGCGUGACUAAACUUUGUUGUUGUUGUUGUUGUUGUUGUUGUUGUUGUUGUCGUCGUCUCUGGUUUUCGGGAUAUUUAUCUUCUGAGGAGGGGAAGUCAUGGAGCUCCACUGCUCUUACAAACUUCUCCCGGGGACCACACCAGGUCUCCAAGGACUUUCUAUACAUCUCAAAUAAGUGAAGUCCCUCCCGUCCCAGUGGACUCUUCAGUUACAAGCAGAGAGGAACUGGACCCGUAGGAAUCAUCUUGGACGUCUAUGUGUGUGACAUAUUUCCUCCCAGGACACAAACUGAGUAGAUUCUGUGCUGCCGUGGAAUCCUCGGCACCAUUAAAGCAAUCCAGUCCUCUUGUCAUGUGGGUACAUCACAGAGGAAGGCUCAUAUUACCCUCACUGGUAUCACCAUCAGUCACAUCACCAUGGACCGGAAUAAGCGCAAUUCCAUUGCUGGGUUCCCAACUCGACCUGAACGUCUCACCGAGGACAGGGACACUGUCGGAGGGGCAGGGGUCUGUGAGAUGGGCAUGGGACCGCCUCCACAGGUGGGCAGGGUGUGGCCAUCGUCCUACAGAGCCCUGAUCAGUGCCUUCUCCUGUCUCACACGCCUUGAUGACUUCACCUGUGAGUGGAUUGGCUCUGGAUUCUUCUCCGAUGUCUUCAAGGUACGUCAUCGAGCUUCAGACCAAGUCAUGGCUCUGAAGAUGAACAAGAUCAGCAGCAACAGAGCCAACAUGUUGAGAGAGGUCCAACUAAUGAACCGGCUUUCACAUCCAAAUGUACUCAGGUUCAAGGGAGUGUGUGUCCACGAAGGCCAGCUUCACGCUCUGACGGAGUACAUCAAUGGUGGAAACCUGGAGCAGCUGCUCGACAGCAACACGCACCUGAGUUGGCCCGCCAGGGUGAAGCUUGCCUGUGAUAUCGCCAGCGGUCUGGCCUACCUGCACUCCAAAGGCAUAUUCCACCGGGACCUCACCUCCAAGAACUGCCUGAUCAAAUGUGAUGACAACAGCUACACAGCAGUGGUUGGAGACUUUGGCCUGGCGGAAAAGAUCCCCACUACUCUUGCUGAAGGAGAGAAGCUCUCUGUUGUCGGCUCCCCUUUCUGGAUGGCUCCAGAGGUGUUGAGAGAUGAACCCUACAAUGAGAAGGCUGAUGUUUUCUCCUAUGGAAUCGUCCUGUGUGAGAUCAUUGCAAGGAUCCAGGCCGACCCUGACUUCCUGCCCCGCACAGAGAACUUUGGCCUGGACUACCACACGUUCCAGCACAUGGUUGGAGACUGUCCGUCUGAUUUCCUCCAGCUGGCAUUCAACUGCUGCAAUAUGGACCCUAAACUCCGUCCGUCCUUCCCGGACAACGUCAGGCACCUGGAGGAGAUUCUUGCUCGCCUCAAAGUGGAAGAGAUGGAGCACGAGUGCGUCUCGCUCAGUGGAGACAACGACAAGAAGACGAUACCUAAAGGUAUCAGCCCUGCAGUGCUGUCCAAACCACACAGCGACAAAAUCCAGGGCUUCAAGCGACUGAACCCUCUCGGUUUCCAGGACGACAAAAUCCCACAGAAGUCGCCCCGUCCUCGGCGAAACAUCUGGCUCAGCCGCAGCCAAUCGGACAUCUUCUCCUGCAAAGCAGUGAGAAAGGUCAACGUGCAGGACCCUUACUACCACCCCCCCAUUACGCAGCGAGCCUCCAAAGCCCGCAAGAUCAACCCGUUCACCGCCCGAGAGGACCUGUGUGGGGGCAACAUCAAGUUUUACGACGUGCCCAGCAAGUCGGUGUUCUCGCUGGUGUUUGACCUCCACUCACCUCCAGGGAGCGUGUUCGGUAACCCGUCAGCUACCCAUGGACCCGCGGGGCCGCAGCAGGAGGGGUCUUACUACUGGCAACAGCUGCCAGGGAGACAGUGCCACUCCUUACCGGUGUCGCCCCAGCUGCCCCGCUCCGAGGUCUUCCACCUCGCUGCGGCUGUUGGCUCCAAUAACAACGGUUCUCUCACCUGUAACUCCAGUCAGAUGUCCACAACGCUGCCAGCGACUAACUCCAGGUCUGACGCGGGCCUGACUGGAAACGACGUCCGGCAGAAAGCGUUGGUGUCGGGCUGGUCAAAGAAAUACGUGGUGGUUGAGAUCCCGCCUUACUGUGGGCAGAGAGGAGGGGAGGAAGAGGAGGAGGAGGAGGAGGACGGAGAGGUAGAGGUAGAGGUAGAGGGAAGGACGGAGGGAAACAAGGAGGACAUGUCUGGGGAGAGUUGGUCUCCCAUGGUCCCCAGCAGUGAGAGAGACGGCGGGGAGGCGAUGGACUGCUCGUGCAGCCUGGAGGACGAGGAUGAACGAGGAAAAGGGACAGACGCCGGCUCAAUGUAACAAACUUAACACACUCACAUGGACGAACAUGGCGGGGAGGACGCGGUAGUUUUGGACGAGAGCUCGGGGACUGUGACUUGUGACUGUGAGGAAGUGGACGAGCAUUGAGACGGACAGACUGGACUCAAGUUAAUGGAAAGAUACGGCGCCGAAAAAGAAAAGAAAAGCAAAAGCGCUUGAUGUUCUCAAGUGAAUUUAUCCGAGCACAUCUUUUCAAGCUGUUAUCACACACGGACAGAACAAUGUGUGACGGCCUCUAGUGAGCACAAAAAAAGCUUUUAUCAAAACCGUGGACACUCGGAAUAGAGAUUAUUUUUUCUAAAGGUUGUUUAUAUUUACUAUUGUGAGACGAUGUCGAUUUCUUUUCUCCUUAAAAGUUCCGUAUAUUUUGGCGUCUUGUCUAUGACGAGGGAACCUGAUCCCUUGUGUACGUGUGAGUGUUUAAAAAAAAUCAGAAGUGUGUUUUGAAACCUUCCCCGUGUUCUUUCAUUCAAAACAUUCAGUCAAAUGAUUUGUGAAUAAUUGGCCCAUAAACACAAACUUUGUCUUCAUCAGCUGUUAAAGGACCCGACCAGUGGUUUUAACGUCUUUCAGGAGACGUGUUUUCUAGAAACGAUAUCCAGAAAAAAAGAGCAUCACAUUUAAAGUUGCAAUCUGAUGUCUGAGUUUACUUGAAUGCACCACGAGUUUUAAAACAGUUCCCUCUCGUCACUCUGUUGUAAUUGCUAAUAUUUUACUCUGGGUUUUAUGAAUUAUCACUCCGACACAACUUCAGUCUUUCACAAACGUGUCACAGACUCUACUGGUCUCACUCGUUCAAUAGUUUUAAUUCCCACAAAAAAUAUUCAAGCAUUUAUUUUAUUGAUCUUUGGAGUAAAUCACUCACGAGUUUCCCUUUGAGCUGAUUCUGAUUCUGGGAAAAACUGCUGCUAAUAUUCGGUUGAGUUUGUCUCAUUAAAUUACUGGUCUCGUUUCCAAAUACAUGAAAAAAAGCUUGUUUGUUUUGAGGUCAUCUUCCUGUUUGAGGCUUCAAACAUUACUGAACUUUAACAAAUAUAUUUAAAAUCACAUCGGGAAGGUUCGUUUAACACGGAAACAGUUGAUCUGAAUGUUUUCUAAAUGUGUUUGACUUGAUAAACAUGCUGACCGUUGAUCCGCUCCAGUCAGUGAUGCUCUCGUUACAUUCUGAUCUCACUCCAACAGGAACUAAAAUGCACUUGUAUCGUGAUGAUCUCCACUUAAUGACUUUUUCACUACUUUUCUAUGCAACAGAUCAUUUAUCUCAUUGUUUCACAGGAUUUAAAAAAGAUCUAAUCUGAUAUUUAUAAGAAAAAAACCCUUUUUAAAUGUCUUACCUUUGUAUUUUUGUGUAAAACGUUUGUGUCACCUGCCUCGACAAAUACAGAUCCAGAUGUUUUUUUUGCUGAUCGAGUAACAAAG